AUGCCUUCCAUUCCUGCCCUCUUCCAAACCAUUCGCGUCGGCACCAUGCAACUGGGUCACCGCGUUGCUAUGGCCCCGAUGACGCGUAUGCGAGCUGACGCCGCUCACGUCCCGACGGACCUGAUGGUGGAGUACUACACCCAACGCGCUAGCGUUCCCGGCACUCUGCUCGUCUCCGAGGCCGUUUUCAUCGCUCCCCAGGCAGGGAUCAUCCCCCACGUCCCCGGCAUUUACAAAGACGCGCAGAUCGCAGCAUGGAAAAAGGUCACCGAUGCUGUCCAUGCGAAGGGCUCGUACAUCGUGUGUCAGUUGUGGGCCCUUGGACGCUCAGCCCGUCCUGCGUUGCUUCAAUUGGAGAACCCGAAGUACCCACACGUCGCUCCCUCACCGAUUGCGCUGAAGUCGAGCCAUGAGGCCGUGCCCCGCGCUCUCACUACCGAUGAGAUCGCGGAGUACGUUCAACUGUAUGCUCAGGCUGCGAAGAACGCCAUCUCCGCAGGCUUCGACGCCGUCGAGGUGCACGGUGCUUCGGGCUACCUCCUGGACCAAUUCACGCAGAGCGUCAGCAACACGCGCACGGAUGCCUACGGCGCCUCUGCUGCGAACCGCGCACGCUUCCCACUCGAGGUGCUGGACGCCGUCGUCCGCGCCGUAGGGGCGGAGCGCUCGGCGUAUCGCCUGAGCCCGUGGAAUUUGUAUCAGGACAUGCGCAUGGACGACAAGGAGACAAGGGAGACGUUUACCUACCUCAUCAGCGAGUUCAAAGCGCGGUUCCCGGGCUUGGCGUACCUUCACGUCGUGGCGUCGACUGCGGACUUUAACAAGCCCCCCGAGGAUCCCAAGGACGAGCAGGUGCUCCACGAGUUAUGGGCACCGCUUCCGUACAUUUCUACUGGCGGAUACACCCGCGCGACCGCGCUCCAAGCCGCAGAGAAGGAAGGCGUCGUCAUUGGCAUGGGACAAAGUUUCAUUCCGAAUCCCGACCUCCCUUACCGCCUGAUGGAAGACCUCCCUCUGGCCGCCGGCGACCCGUCGACCUUCUACACUGGGGGUGGGGCGGAGGGAUACUCGGAAUUCCCAUUCUCAGACAAGUUCGUCGCUGAACGUAUAAAGGCUUGA
Epithele typhae is the source of this 1119-nucleotide messenger RNA. RefSeq names its product NADH:flavin oxidoreductase/NADH oxidase. The transcript has 5 exons. The record is from RefSeq and is a predicted model, not a curated record. NCBI's taxonomy places the organism in Eukaryota, Fungi, Basidiomycota, Agaricomycetes, Polyporales, Epitheliaceae. Gene Ontology annotation, molecular function: FMN binding; oxidoreductase activity. Bases 1 to 1119 code for a protein of 372 amino acids.